AUAAGACCUACUCAAGCUUUCUCAUUACAAGCAUAGCAAGCAUUUUGAGUUGUAUUUUCUCUCUUUGUGCAAAUAUGGGAAAACUACAAAAGUAUGUUGGAGUACUUGCUCUGGCAUUUGUGUUGGUUAUAGCAGUGACAGAAUGCAGAAAAGUAAAAGAGAAUGAGUUAGAUGAUGGCUUUGGGGGAAUUGGUGCCGGUGGAGGUUUUGGUGGAGGAGCAGGAGUUGGAGGUGGACACGGUGGAGGCAUUGGAGGAGGAGCUGGUGGUGGUGCUGGUGGAGGCAUUGGAGGUGGUGGUGGUGCAGGUGCAGGUGGAGGUUUUGGAGGUGGUAAAGGUGGUGGUGUAGGUGGAGGAAUUGGAGGUGGACAUGGUGGUGGUGUAGGAGGAGGAAUCGGUGGUGGUGGCGGCGCAGGUGGAGGUGCUGGUGGGGGAUUUGGAGGUGGUAAAGGUGGUGGUGUAGGAGGAGGAAUUGGAGGUGGACAUGGUGGUGGAGUUGGUGGUGGUGGAGGUGUUGGAGGUGGUGCUGGUGGUGGUGCUGGUGGAGGAAUUGGAGGUGGACACGGUGGUGGAGUAGGAGGAGGAAUUGGUGGUGGUGGAGGUGCUGGUGGUGGUCUAGGAGGUGGACACGGUGGUGGAGUUGGAGGAGGAAUUGGUGGUGGUGCAGGUGGCGGCGCAGGUGGAGGUGCUGGUGGAGGCUUUGGAGGUGGCAAGGGUGGUGGUGUAGGAGGAGGCAUUGGUGGUGGUGGAGGUGCAGGUGGUGGUGCCGGUGGAGGCUUUGGUGGUGGUGCAGGUGGGGGUGCUGGUGGGGGCGCUGGUGGCGGUUUUGGAGGUGGUGCUGGUGGGGGCGGUGGCUUUGGUGGUGAUGGAGGUUUUUGAAUUUAAAUAUGUUGUUAAAAAUAUGUACACUAUACCAUGCAAUGCAUUAAUGCAGUUCUCAUUUUUAUGAAGCAAGUACGUGUAAUCGUACUAUAUUUAUAGAUUAAUGAAAUAAUGGAAGUUUUCGUCA
This is a messenger RNA of Cajanus cajan (pigeon pea), 1008 nucleotides long. Lineage: Eukaryota; Viridiplantae; Streptophyta; Magnoliopsida; Fabales; Fabaceae. The record is from RefSeq and is a predicted model, not a curated record.